Molecule: messenger RNA, 2327 nt
Organism: Melozone crissalis (California towhee)
Lineage: Eukaryota; Metazoa; Chordata; Aves; Passeriformes; Passerellidae
Gene: TUBGCP4
Product: tubulin gamma complex associated protein 4
Exons: 18
Coding region: 25-2025 (666 amino acids)
Biological process (GO): microtubule nucleation; mitotic cell cycle; meiotic cell cycle
Cellular component (GO): gamma-tubulin complex; equatorial microtubule organizing center; centrosome
Molecular function (GO): microtubule minus-end binding; gamma-tubulin binding
Source: RefSeq, a predicted model, not a curated record
GCCCGCGCGGCCCCGCGCGGCAGGAUGAUCCACGAGCUGCUGCUGGCCCUGAGCGGGUACCCAGGGGCGGCCUUCACCUGGAGCAAGCGCGGCGGCCUCCAGGUGUCUCAAGAGCUGCCGUUUCUGCAUCCCAGCGAGACCAGCGUCCUGAACCGGCUCUGCCGCCUCGGCACCGACUACAUCCGCUUCGCCGAAUUCGUGGAGCAGUACACGGGACACGUACAGCAGCAGGAUCACCAUCCAUCUCAGCAAAACCAGAGUGGAUUGCAUGGCAUUUAUUUGAGAGCCUUCUGUACAGGUCUUGAUUCAGUGCUGCAGCCUUAUCGACAGGCACUACUUGAUCUAGAACAAGAGUUUCUGGCUGACCCACAUCUUUCCAUCUCACAUGUUAAUUACUCCUUGGACCAGUUUCAGUUACUCUUCCCCUCUGUGAUGGUCAUGGUGGAACAGAUCAAAACUCAGAAGAUUCAUGGGUGCCAAAUAUUGGAGACAGUCCACAAACAUAGCUGUGGGGGGUUGCCUCCUGUUCGCAGUGCUCUUGAAAAGAUUCUGGCUGUGUGUCAUGGAGUCAUGUAUAAGCAGCUCUCUGCCUGGAUGCUGCAUGGAUUGCUACUAGACCAACAUGAAGAGUUCUUUAUCAAACAAGGCCCCUCUUCUGGAAAUGUCUCUAGCCAACCUGAAGAAGAUGACGAUGACUUAGGAAUUGGGGGGCUUACAGGAAAACAGCUACGAGAACUGCAGGACCUGCGCUUGAUUGAGGAGGAGAACAUGUUAGCUCCAUCUCUAAAGCAGUUUUCUUUGAGAGUAGAAAUGCUGCCUUCAUACAUUCCUGUACGGGUUGCUGAGAAGAUCCUCUUUGUGGGAGAAUCUGUUCAGAUGUUUGAGAAUCAGAAUGUUAACCUGACCAGAAAAGGCUCCAUCCUAAAAAACCAAGAGGACACUUUUGCAGCAGAGCUACAUCGACUCAAGCAGCAACCGCUUUUUAGUUUGGUGGACUUUGAAUCAGUGGUUGACUGGAUACGGAGCACUGUUGCUGAGCAUCUUUGGAAACUGAUGGUGGAGGAAUCGGAUCUACUAGGACAACUGAAGAUUAUAAAAGACUUUUACCUUUUGGGAAGAGGUGAGCUGUUUCAGGCUUUCAUAGACACCGCACAGCACAUGUUAAAGACACCACCUACGGCUGUAACGGAACAUGAUGUCAACAUUGCAUUUCAGCUGUCUGCUCAUAAGGUACUGUUAGAUGACGACAACCUUCUUCCUCUUCUUCACUUAACCAUUGAGUAUCAUGGAAAGGAACAUAAAGAUACUUCUCAGACUCGUGAAGGGCCUUCUCGGGAAUUAUCUCCACGUGAAGCCCCCACAUCUGGAUGGGCAGCUCUGGGCCUUUCUUACAAAGUUCAGUGGCCACUGCACAUUCUUUUUACUCCUGCUGUUCUCGAGAAGUACAACGUUGUGUUCAAAUACCUGCUGAGUGUGCGACGAGUUCAGGCUGAGCUGCAGCACUGCUGGGCUCUCCAGAUGCAACGUAAACACCUAAAAUCUAAUAGAACAGAUGCCAUCAAGUGGCGUCUGAGGGAUCACAUGGCUUUCCUUGUGGACAAUCUUCAGUAUUAUCUGCAGGUCGAUGUACUGGAGUCUCAGUUCUCACAGCUUCUGCAGCAGAUAAAUGCCACAAGAGAUUUUGAGAGUAUACGAUUGGCUCAUGAUCAUUUCCUAAGUAAUUUGUUGGCUCAGUCUUUCAUCCUUCUAAAACCUGUUUUCCACUGCUUAAAUGAAAUUCUGGAUCUUUGUCAUAGCUUUUGUUCUCUGGUCAGUCAGAAUCUGGGUCCCUUAGAUGAACGGGGAGCUGCACAACUCAGUAUUUUGGUGAAGGGAUUCAGUCGUCAGUCAUCACUGCUCUUCAAGAUUCUCUCCAGCGUUCGCAAUCAUCAGAUAAACUCCGACUUAGCUCAACUGCUGCUACGCUUGGAUUAUAACAAAUACUACACCCAGGCUGGAGGAACCUUGGGCAGUUUUGGAGUUUAAGCACUAAAGGCCUUUGCUUCAGGCUGUGACUAGUGAUGCAUCAAGCACUGGAGACUGGCGCUCUUGGACAGUUGCAGAGUUUGCGCUCAGAUUUUUCUUUGUAGCUGGCUUUUGCCUGAUGAAAUGCUGUUUCACAGGGAAUUGGCAGGAAUUGCCUCUUAUCUGAGGCUGACCAGCAAUUACAGAAAGCUAUUCUAUUUCUUCAAGAAAUCAAAAAAAUAUGCUUUCUGCAGCCCUGCAUAUACUUAUAGGUGCUUCCAGGGAGGCAGUCUGAACCUCUUCAGAAAGUGAAAAACCAGAAU